Molecule: messenger RNA, 1933 nt
Organism: Rhinichthys klamathensis goyatoka
Lineage: Eukaryota; Metazoa; Chordata; Actinopteri; Cypriniformes; Leuciscidae
Exons: 11
Coding region: 64-1866 (600 amino acids)
Biological process (GO): skeletal muscle organ development
Cellular component (GO): intermediate filament; cell-cell junction; sarcolemma
Source: RefSeq, a predicted model, not a curated record
UGUGAACAGAGCUUGCAAAAGGAAGAUCAACAAAGUAAGGCCUUAAAGUUUAGCCACUGAUCAAUGAUGAGUCGCAGCCCAGAAAGGAUCUCAUCCUAUCGCCGGCAUUUCGAGGACACCAGCACCUCCUCUUACCAGGUGAGGGUCAGCAGCCCUUCUCCCGUCAGACGGGAUGUGGGGAGGUGCCGUUCAGCCAGCUACUCCCGUAACGCCACCGCUGUGAGAAGCAGUAUGGCAGUGGGACGGAGGACCAUCUCAUCCUCACGCAGCCAGCCCCUCAUGACUGGUGUCGGAAUGGGAGCCCUCUGUGUCAGUGGAAGGGGUCCAGGUUUCGAUCUCGACCAGGCUGCUGCAGAAAACCGUGAAUUCCUCAGCACACGAACCAGUGAGAAACAAGAAAUGAUUCUGCUCAACGAUCGACUGGCAGCAUACAUUGAGAAGGUCCGGUCGCUUGAGCAGCAAAACAAAUUGUUGGAGACGGAAAUCGAGUCCCUGAAGAAUCGAUUCUUGAAGCCCACCGGCCUCCGCUUGCUGUACGAGGAGCAACUCAAGGAGCUGAAGAGGCUGGCUGACCAGAUGAGAGUGCAGCGGGACCUUGCUAUUGCUGCAAAGGAUGCUAUGGCGGGUCAGUUGGAGAUGAUUAAAAUUAAAUAUGAGGAGGCCUUAGAGAUGAGGAGGAAAGCCGAGCUUGACAUUGAAGCUUUCCGUCCGGACGUGGACGCAGCCACCUCCGCGCGCAUUGCUUUGGAGAAGCAGCUAGAAAACCUGGAGGUGGAAAUAGAAUUCCUUCAGAGAGUUCACAAACAGGAAAUCGACGAGCUUCUGAAACAGAUUUACACAGCCCACGCCACAGCAUUAGACGUCUACAGUCUCCCCGACCUCUCAAGCGCUCUCAAGCAGAUCCAACACCAGUAUGAUGACAUUGCAGCUAAGAACUUACAGGAAAUGGAUUCUUGGUACAAAAAUAAAUUUGAAGAUCUCAACAACAAAACAACAAAACAUGUGGACAAGGUGCGAAGCGUGAGAGAGAAUAUUGUCACUGCGAAGAAGGAUAUUCAAAAUAAGGAGCGUGACUUGGACUCUUUGAAAACCAAAAAUGAGGCUUUGGAAGCACAGAUCCGUGAGACUCAAGAAAAGUACAGGAAAGAACUAGAAGAACUCCAGGCAAGAAUUGAGGCCUUGCAGCUUGAGCUGAAAUCCUCCAAACAGAAGAUAGCGCUGCUCCUGCGUGAAUACCAAGAUCUGCUCAAUGUGAAGAUGUCCCUCGAGAUCGAAAUUACCACAUACAGGAAGCUCAUUGAGGGUGAGGACUCUCGUCUGUCUUCCAUGGUACAGAGCAUGCAAACCAUGUCCCUCAUGAGUGGCAGCAUGAGUGUUCACAGUGCUGGAGCCACAGGUGUUGCAGGUGCCCUGGGUGCAGGAGUUGCUGAUAGAGCGGGUGGAGGUCUUGCCGGAGGUCUAGGUGGUGGUCUUGCCACAGGUCUAGGAGGAGGCAUUGGCGGAGGUCUAGGUGGGGGUCUUGGAGGAAGUCUUGGUGGCAGCCCUGCCACAGGUCUUGGAGGAAGCAUUGGAGGUGGUGUUGCUGGAGGUCUUGGUGGUGGUCUUGGCACAGGUCUUGGAGGAGGCAUUGGUGGUGGUCUUGCUGGAGGUCUUCCCGGAGGUAAUGACAGAGGUUUUGUCAAUGGGAUCACCGGUGGGGUUGGCGGCCCAGGCACCACUGUCGACUAUACUCAAGAGCAGGCUGUGGAGAUGACAGAGAGGAAGACUGUGCUUAUCAGAACAAUUAAAACUGAGGAUGACAUUCUGGAGAGCAACACACAGGAGAAAUCUUAUUCCAUCUCUGGAGCAGCAGAUGAUGAUGAGUAGUGGUGUUUUCUGCUCACCAGUCAUGCCUUCAGAUGCGUGUGCCUUACUACUCAAAGAUCAGCUUGCG